UUAUUUUAUUUAAAUCUAUAAAUUUACUUUUAUUUAUUAUCGGGGCACAUGUCCCCGUCAGAAUUAACGGUACUGCGUCUCGUCCUUGACGUCGCGGUACUCGCACGCGGUGAUGCGCAAGACCAAAACAACCGCGAAUCCUUAUUAUAGGAUAGUGUAAUGUUUGGGUCAGUGAACCUUUCCUUAUUCGGUCGACGAUUGUAAGCACGUAUACAUACACGUAGUGUAGUGCUGUGAGGUUGCGACCAUUGCACAAUCUAUUGGACAUUUGCUAGAAAUUUAUCAAGAAAUGGAGAGAUCAUGGACUAUAGUAAGGUUUAUAGAUGAAGAUACAGUUGAAGCUGUCCCAUCUACCUGGAUUAUCAAUAAAAAAUGUUAUUGGCCACCGUUUCACAUGGAAAAAAUUGUAGCGGCUAUCAAAAAACAUGCCGAACCAAAUACAUGUUGGCCUUCAUAUAAUGUUAUGACUUUCAGAAACAGCAGUUAUGAUAACUAUAAAACAGCCAGGGAAAAAGCCAAAAAGGCUGAAUUAACAUCUGAAUUAAACUCCGAGACUGAUAAUGAUAACAUUUCGAAAAGAAAAAUUAUCCCAAAGAAAUUCUUUUCGUCAUCAGAUGAAUCUACCGAAGAGUGCACUAAAUUACGGACGCCUCCAAUUAUGAACACACAAAAAUCAUUGAAAAGUACAAAUUACGAAAAUGCGAAGAGCAACAAAUGUCAAUCAAGAUCAGUGGAUCAAUCAUCCAAUGAAGUUCCGAAUAAACGGACGAAGCACUUACAAGAUGGAUUUUUGAAUAUUUCAAAUAUUUUGCAGGACAAUGAGCACAACAUACAAAAUAAUAAGACAGAAGAUGUUGUCGACAAUAAAAUUGUGCUUCAGUAUUUUAAAGAAAUUAUCCGUCAGCAAUCAUACUUUAAGACCCAGUUAUGGCAAAUAGCAGAUGAUUUAAAAGAUAUGAAAAAUGAAUUGUUGCAACAAGUUCAUCAACGGCCCAAUGUAACUGAAAGAGAAGAGUCUAUUUUUUCUUUUCCUCAUCUUCCUUUUAAUUCGGUGGAAGAUUUAGAAGAGCACGUGGAACAAUUUUUAAAUCAACCGAAUAAGUUCGAAAUAUCGGUUAAAGAAGUAUCCAGAGUAGGGGGAAAAAAUCCUUACGAAUUUAUUAAGCGCAAUUGUACUCGUUGUUGA
Molecule: messenger RNA, 1186 nt
Organism: Nylanderia fulva
Lineage: Eukaryota; Metazoa; Arthropoda; Insecta; Hymenoptera; Formicidae
Source: RefSeq, a predicted model, not a curated record